Peronospora belbahrii is the source of this 1161-nucleotide messenger RNA. The record is from the annotation of a GenBank genome assembly. NCBI's taxonomy places the organism in Eukaryota, Oomycota, Peronosporomycetes, Peronosporales, Peronosporaceae.
AUGGAUGACGACAGCCGCAUGAGUGAGACGUCAAGCGUGCGUAAUCGUGGACAGCGACGCGCAUCAUCGACGAUAGGAGAUCUGGACGGCGCCGGCGACGUGUCCACACCAUCAGGGUCGCAUAUCCGACCGCAACUGCGCUGCAACGCGUGCUGGGAGCCGAUCCUGCCCGACGCGCAGUCUGCUGAGACGUGCUACCGUACAAGCUGUGGACAUUUGUUCUGUGAGAAAUGCGCGUACAAACACUUUGGACAGGGAAGAUUAGAGUGUCCUGCCUGUCGCGUCGACUUGAGUCAAGCGCGUAGAGGAAUCUCUGAAACAACGAUUCAUGGUAUAGCGGACGCCAAGAGGACAGAGGCCAUUUGGGAAGAGAUGAUGGCGGAUCCAUCAUCAUGCUUUGAACACUUCCAGCAAGCACUAGACUUUAUCUUGUUUCAGCUAGCGCAAGAUUCAUACAGACAGGAAGAAACUCGACGCCAACAAGCGGAAGAACAGAAGACUUUUCAGAUUCAGCAUGGAGAAAAGUACAUUCAGCUGAAAAGUUACACUGACCAGCUUGAAGCGGAGUUACGUGAAACAAAGGCAAAGAUGCAAGCUUUGACAACCUCAAACGAUGAGCUUCGCGAGGCAUACAAGGAGAAGUCAAGGAAAUGCAGGAACUGGGAAAAAAUGUGCAAGACACUAAAAUCUCAAUCAAGUAAUGUCCGACAAUUCCCGUCCCCCACCCGUUCAACAAUGGGGAUGAUGCAUCAAGGCGAAGGCGGUGCACUCGUCACUCAAGCCAGCCAAUUUAGCCGUCCUUCAAUGAGACCGAUGGCUAGGCCAUACAUGGGCGAUACAUCCAACUCGUCGACCUCGCGGAAUCCAAUGAUGAGCAUGGGAAGACCAGAAACGCCACGUGCAAUUCAAAGACCGAAUAUCGGCAUGUUCGAUCGAUUUUCAAGACCUCAGAUCGGUGGAUCUUCACGCUCUUCUGUUCAGCCAAUGGGGGGGAUCGAGAGCUCAGAUCAUGCGACCGAAAACCCCGCUGCACGCCUCGCAGCGAGUCGGAUUCCUUUCAAAAAGGCCUACUUUCCGAAUGUAAACGGAUCAGCGGAUAAGAUGCCGGGUCAUCAAAGCUGUUUAGUGCAUUCAUUCGUAAGCUUAGUUUGCGCAGCAUAG